Molecule: messenger RNA, 3050 nt
Organism: Arabidopsis lyrata subsp. lyrata
Lineage: Eukaryota; Viridiplantae; Streptophyta; Magnoliopsida; Brassicales; Brassicaceae
Product: F-box protein At1g66490
Molecular function (GO): protein binding
Source: RefSeq, a predicted model, not a curated record
AGCAAUUUUAUACUCAAUUUCUAUCUGACAAUAACGAAAAGAAGAUCCGAAUUACAUAGCACAUAUCCAAGUUUUUAAAGAAAUUUUGUUCAAAUACGCCUAAAUCAAACCACAAAAACAAUAAUGUUAUGAAAUCGUUCUGAAAUCGCAAAUAACAGAGGCAUGCAAAACAAGAAUCGAUUAGACUUUAGCUAGAUUUGGUGUACCUAGAACAUCAGACUUGAGCUAGAUUUGAAAGAAAGAAACCUAGAAGAAAUACGAAAAAGAAGAAAAAAUCAACUGAAUAAAGGACAUGCCUUCGAUUUGAGCUCAAAUCCGACAGAUCUAAGGCGGAAAUAGUGCCGGCGUCAGGUUCAGUUUCACGGCGACUUUCAACGGCGGCGACAGAGGGCUUAAUCGGCGAUUGGAAGAGUCAGAUCGUCUUCAAAGAGAGUUAGGUUUGAGAGAGUUCUGUCUUAGGGUUUUCGAGAAAGAGGGAAGAGAAAACGCGUGUUUUGUGCUUAAGUGAUUAAAGAAUUUUGACUAAGUGUUUAGGGAAUUUUGACCAAGUGUUUGGCGGAAUUAGGGAUUUUGGGUUCCCGCUCAUUGAAAUUCUAUCUUAGCGUUUAUGAAAUGCUAUCAUAUAACAACCAUAAUUACAUAACAUCUUCAACAGCAGUUUGGUAAACCGUGCUAUUACGGUAUGCUAUCAAUGUGGACUUUUUUUGUAGUGAUAUUUUCAAAACCCUUAUUUAACCUAAAAUAAGGAACCUUGAAAACCUAAUCGUACCAGGAUAAGGUUACAAGAGCAUAAGUAAAUUUGUUUGCACGAAUAUAAAUCACCUCAUCCUACCAAAGAUACAUAUAGAACCAACAAAUUUUUCUAUAUAAUAAGCCAGAGAUUAAACAACCAAUUCUUAGAGCGUAGAAAGUUCUUUGUAACUUAAUUGGAAGAAUGACGACGACAAUGUCUGAUCUUCCGUUAGCUUUGGUAGAGGAGAUACUCUCUAGGGUUCCAUUAACAUCACUAAGCUCAGUGCGGUCUACUUGUAAAACGUGGAACGAUUUAUCAAAAAAUCAUAUUUUUGGCAAAACAAGGAAGCAGUCUCUAGGGUUCAUGGUGAUGGACUCUAGGGUUUAUUCAAUGAAACUUGAUCUCCAAAGACUCCGCAAUAACGGCGACUUUGUGUAUUCACCUAUAAAGAGAGUUAGUAUACUUACAACUCGAAUAGUUCAAGUAUUUCAUUGGGACGGCUUAUUGUUAUGCGUCAUCAGAGACAACAGGUGGCGGGUGGUGUGGAACCCUUAUUUGGGGGAAACUAGGUUGAUUAAACCCAUAAACAAAUUCCACAGAUACAAAAUAUUGGACAUGUUUGCUUUAGGAUACGAUAACAACAACAAGAACCGUAACCACAAAAUCUUGAGGUUCUUGGAUGUUUUUGAGUACUCAGAUCUUCCUGUCUUUUUUGAAAUCUACAAUUUUAACUCUAAUGCAUGGAGGGUUCUUGAUGUCUAUCCCCACUGUGACAUAAAAAGCGGUGUAUCUUUGAAGGGAAAUACUUACUUUUUUGCUCGAGAAAAAGUAAAAGGUUUGUCAUCAGCUCCAAAUGUUGAAGUUUUUUUACUAUGUUUUGAUUUUACUGCCGAGAGAUUUGGACCGCGCCUUCCUCUGCCGUUGCACUCUUACGUUUGGCUUUCAGAACACGCGACUUUAUCUUGUGUAAGAGAUGAGCACCUCGCUGUCUUAUUUCAACGGUACAAUGCAAUAAUGGAGAUAUAUAUUACAACUAAGAUUGAGCCGAAUGUGGUAUCUUGGAGCAAUUUCUUGAAAGUGGAUCUCACUACUUUUCCAGACAGGUUUUAUGCUGAGAGCUUCUUCAUUGACGAGGAGAAAAAAGUCAUUGUGGUUUUCGAUUCACUCGGUUCUAGAUGGACCCAGACUUCUUUCUACCGAACAACUUACAUCAUUGGAGAAAGUGGAUAUUUCAAAUCUGUGAAAUUUGGAGAAACUCCGGACUGCUGUUCUGGACAAAAUAACCCACUUCUGUUCUCAUCUUAUGUUCCAAGUUUAGUGAAACUACAAAUCAACCAACGGGGCAAAAGGAAAGAAAGAGAUUGAUUAUUAAGUAGUUUCAUUUUGCUACACAUUAUUUGUUUCUUGUAUCAUCUCCUUUUGAUCAAGAUUACUUAAGUGUCAAAUAUUAACUUAUGUUUUGCUAUUUAUCUAAUAUAUAAAGAAGUCAGCUUUUGCAUGUUUUACUUUUACCCUAUUAGAUCUUCGAAUUUUGUACCCAACACAAACGUUCAGGUACCUGCAUUUACGAAUUUUCGCAGUUUGAUGUGUUUGAAUCAUUUGAACAAGAUUGCAAUUGUGUCACAAGUUGUGGCUAAACCAAUUGUUGUGGAAUUUACUUACCGUUCUUAACAAUGAGAAAGAGAAGCAAUCUCCUCUUGGACUAAGCUUCGAUAAUCUAUCGAUGCUUAAAGUCCAACUGAUAAGAAGAGAGUACACAAACCCUAAUUCUUAUCACCAAGAACAGAGCACAUAACGCAGGAUGAUUCUCACAAUGCUACUUUCUCUAUUUUAAGCUGCUAAACAAUGUUUUUGGCGUAAACAGAGCAACCCACAAGAAGAGGAGAAACAAGAACAACAUGAGUGCCUGAGUAUGAAGAUCAGAAGAACUGCUCACUAGCUAUGCGAAGAUUUCUUGCGACCUGCAAAGGAUUCGAAAGAGCCGAGGGUAAUAUCUGUUACAGUUUCAUCGGUCACGAGGGCAAUAGUCUGAAUUGAGAUUAAGAAAGGCCUACCAACUCUUUGACGUGGUAAUGCAUUUCGGUUUGACAAAAAAAACAACAUAAUUGUUGACAUUUUUGUUGAUCGAUUUUUAGACUGAUUUCUUGAAGAUUCGGAGCACGGAUACUUUGAAAAGAGUGGCACUUACACAGCAAAAAAGUAGCGAAAGAAUACAAAUGUAGGAGACAUUUCCAGUUACAUACUUAGCCUAACUUUUCGUUACAUAUUUUGAACUCAAAGAUAAGGUUAGUUUUGUCAUUUGAGUUUUGUCCAGCAA